Molecule: messenger RNA, 396 nt
Organism: Marasmius oreades (fairy-ring Marasmius)
Lineage: Eukaryota; Fungi; Basidiomycota; Agaricomycetes; Agaricales; Marasmiaceae
Exons: 3
Coding region: 1-396 (131 amino acids)
Source: RefSeq, a predicted model, not a curated record
AUGGCCCCCGGUUCGCGUUCGACAAAUGCAGAUCGAAGAAAAUAUGCCCAGCUGGUCGGGAAUAUUGGCCCCGAUCUCUAUCCUGUGUUUGAAGCCGCGAUCACAGGAAGAGCAGCACUGGAAGGAACAUGGGAUGCCGCCGAGAGUUCUCAAGAGACCUACCAGAAAGCCUCUGGAAUGUUAAGCGCCACACGUCAGAGUGAAGAGGAGAUGGAGGCGAUACGAUAUGCGGUGGCGAAUCGAAAAGGCCUUCUCGUAUCAGUUUUCGAUGUACUGCGGAGAGUUCCCCGGCGUGUAUUAAUGGUGCUAAAACUGAAUGAUCUUACAAGAAAUCUGGAUAACGCUCUGAUGACUACACACUCAAAUGUGAAUAGCAAGGAUCAUUUGGGCGACUAA